Messenger RNA from Xyrauchen texanus (razorback sucker), 2655 nucleotides. Its product is annotated as gametogenetin-binding protein 2-like. Gene Ontology annotation, cellular component: nucleus; cytoplasm. The coding region runs from base 105 to 2141 and encodes 678 amino acids. NCBI's taxonomy places the organism in Eukaryota, Metazoa, Chordata, Actinopteri, Cypriniformes, Catostomidae. The transcript is spliced from 14 exons. The record is from RefSeq and is a predicted model, not a curated record.
GGGCAAGGGUCACAGAACAUUCGCUUGCCACAUACGCCUCUGUCGCACUUGUUUGUUUUCGUCCCUUAACAGCAACAACUUUCGAAACAGAUCAGCGAGAAGAGAUGGCACAUCUGGUAGCUGUCUGCAGGGACGGGGAAGAGGACUAUCUUUUCCUUGCACGCCAGAUUCCCCUUUACAUCGAUGACACACUUACGAUGGUGAUGGAAUUUCCUGACAGUGUUCUGGACUUUACCAGCCAUCAGAUCAACAGCUCACAAAUGAAGCAGUUUGUCGAGCACCACAGUAUGCUGAAGCAGCAGGACCUGAACAUGGCGUUGAUGGUGAUGUCACGCGAGGUCUUCAGCGCUCUGUCACAGCUGGUGCCAUGUGUGGGCUGCCGGCGCAGCGUGGAACGUCUGUUCUCUCAGCUCACAGACUCUGGGUACUUUGCCCUGGAGCCUCUCACUGUAGGAUCUUCUGGAGUGUUGUCAGUCACACAGGCGUGCCUCACAGACCCCAGGAAACUCUACACACUCUUUUAUGUUCAUGGGACAAAGUUAAACAACAUAAUUGAUGCCAUCCCCAAGAGUAAAAAGAACAAGCGCUGCCAGCUUCACUCGUUAGACACGCAUAAACCCAAGCCUUUAGGGGGCAGCUGGAUGGACGUGUGGGAGCUGAUGUCACAGGAGUGUCGUGAUGAGGUAGUCUUGAUUGACAGUUCUUCUCUAUUAGAAACUCUGGAGACGUACCUGCGAAAACACAGGUUCUGUACCGACUGUAAGAACAAGGUUCUGAGAGCGUAUAACAUCCUGGUGGGAGAUCUGGACUGCAGUAAAGAGAAGGGUUACUGUGCGGCUCUGUACGAGGGUUUACGCUGCUGUCCGCAUGAGCGGCACAUUCACGUCUGCUGUGAGACCGACUUCAUCGCUCACUUACUUGGCCGAGCAGAACCAGAGUUCGCAGGAGGUUACGAGCGUAGAGAGAGACACGCCAAGACCAUAGACGUCGCGCAGGAGGAGGUGUUGACGUGUUUGGGAAUUCAUCUGUACGAGCGACUGCACAGAAUCUGGCAAAAGCUGCGGGCAGAGGAGCAGACGUGGCAAAUGCUCUUCUAUCUUGGCAUUGACGCUCUACGCAAAAGCUUUGAGAUGGCGGUGGAAAGGGUGCAGGGCAUCAGCAGGUUGGAGCAGCUCUGCGAGGAACUGUCUGAAGAGGAGAGAGCAAAAGAACACAAACAGGAGAAAAAGAGGCAAAAACGCAAGAACAGGCGUAAAAACAAGUGCGGCUUUGAUAUGACCGAACAAGAAACAGAGGGGGAGAAGGACAAAAAUCUUGAUGAGGGUUCAUCAGAGUCGGUUGACAGUGGUUGUAAGUCAUGUGGUAGUGGUGAGGAGUCUGGGGGGAGCAUGGAGGUCAUCGUGAUCAGAGAGAACUCGCCCUGUACCUGCCCUGCAGCUUCCAUCCUGCACUCCCCCAAACCCAAGAAAGCACUGUUGCCUCACAGCAGUGGCAGCGACUGUGGCUACUGCUCCAGUAUGGACGGCAGUGAGAUGGGCUCUAGAGAGGGCUCAGAUGUGGCCUGCACCGAGGGCAUGUGUAACCAUGAUGAAACGGGUGAAUAUUCAUGUAGUCACCACUGUCUGGAGGAGAAAGAGGAGGAUGCUGUGGACAGCUGUGUGGAGUGUUGGGCCAACUCUGAAGAAAACACAAAGGGCAAGAAUAAAAAGAAGAAAAGAAAAAACAAGGGCUCACUGUGCAGGAGUGAUCAUGUAUCUAAAGCAGAGGAGAGCUGUGUAUCUGACAGCGGUAGAGGAUCUGCCAGUCACGAGUCUUCCUCCUCUUCAUCUCAUCUGUGCAGAAGCAAAGACACACCGUGCUGUGAAUCCUCAGCCAGCAGCAGACAUCAUCACGGUUCACAUCUCUCACCAGACAACUGUGGAGACAGCAAGAGCCUCAUUGAGUUACUGAAGGAAUCUGAAGUGACCUCAGAAGACGAAAACUGUCUGACACCGGACGAGAUCCAGUCGUUCGUAGAGAACAACAAAUCCUUCUACCGCACGCGGGACCAGUACAGACAGCACCUGAAAGACCGCUUCACCAAAUAUUGCCGCUCGAACGUAUGUAGCGGAGAGUGGCUGCCCACCACCAGCGUCAACUAGACUGCACACUAACUCACUUAUUUUUAUAGACCUUAAAACACUCAAUGAUCACCACUGCUUUGGGGAGAAAACACACAGGGUAUUUGAAAUGGGUAAAAUGGUGUCAACCUUGACGCUCAUGUUAUGUUGGGAAAAGUUACAUGUGUUUUGCAUCUAUAAAUGUCUUUCCAUUCAAGCGUCUCCUCUUUCACUCUGAAUCCUUCUCAACCAAUCACAGUUGGCUUUGUUUUCUUUCUCUUGCGGCACUUUGAUUAGGGAGCAGGAUAAUAAAUGAUCAAGUUUGCGGGCCUUGACUGUAGGGUUAGGUGUUGGUAGUCUUAAUGUAUUGUUUGUUAACCUUUUUUUGUCAUUUCAAAUCAUUUCUCUGACUGUGACAAUAAAUGUGUACAGAAAUGAAAUUAUCUAAAUGAGAAGAUUUUACAGAAAGAUGAAAACAUCCAUUUAUAAAGAAAUGUGGGUGUAAUGUUGAGCGCAAUGUGAAGAAUUUAUGUAAUAAUAAAGAAUAUUUAUUAAU